AGCGUAUUCGUAGAGUCCCCCUGCUCUGUUGUUGUUGCCUUCUGUAGGUGAAGGAGCCAGCGGGGACUUCAGAGAACUGCAAGUCCCAGAGAUCUCGGCAUCAGUGAACCUGGAACCAGCGCUUGAAUAACAUGGCAGCGCCGAGCAGCAACACAUGCGGGGCUAUGGAGCGGUCUGUCCGGGAGCGGGUCCCUCCGCUGCUCACGGACCUGUACCAGUUCACCAUGGCGUACGCGUACUGGCGGGCCGGCCGGCACCAGGAGCCCGCCGUGUUCGAGCUUUUCUUCAGGGACAACCCGUUCGGCGGCGGCUUCUCGCUGUUCGCCGGGCUGCACGACUGCAUGCUGUUCCUGCGCAGCUUCAGAUUCACAGACGAAGAUGUUGAGUUCCUGCGCUCCGUGCUGCCCCCGGUGACAGACCCCGCAUUCUUCAAGUUCCUGCGGGAGCUGGACUGCUCGGCUGUCACUCUCCGCUCUGUCCCGGAGGGCACUGUGGUGUUCGCCAGGGUGCCUCUGAUGGAGGUGUCGGGACCGCUGGCUGUGGUUCAGCUGCUGGAGACCAGUUUACUGUGUCUGGUGAACUACGCCAGUCUGGUGUGCAGUAACGCAGCCCGCUUCCGCCUGGCAGCCGGCCCCGAGAGGAAGCUGCUUGAGAUGGGCCUCAGGAGGGCUCAGGGACCAGAUGGAGGUCUGACCGCCUCACGGUACACAUACAUCGGAGGGUUUGAUCUAACCAGUAACGUUCAGGCUGGUUUCCUGUUUGGGAUCCCUGUUGCAGGGACCAUGGCGCACUCAUAUGUCACCUCUUUCACCUCCCUGGAGGAGGUCUGGCCACAAACUCUUGUGGCAGUGAACGGGGAUCCCGAUCCGGUGGACAUCAUCUCACUGACGAAGGGCUGGUUGAGUCGUGUGUGCGAGCUUCUGGAAGCGCAGCCUGGGAAGAUCCGUGAGGGCGAGUUGGCUGCGUUUUUGUCCUACGCCAUCGCCUACCCUCAGAACUUCCUCCCUGUGAUCGACAGCUACAGUGUCGGCUGCAGUGGUCUGUUGAACUUCUGUGCCGUGGCCUUGGCUCUGUGUGAGCUGGGCUACCAGCCUGUCGGCGUUCGUCUGGACAGCGGCGACCUCUGCAGGCAGUCGGUGGAUGUCCGUCGUGUCUUCAGACUCUGCAGCGAGCAUUUCUCAAUCCCCGCCUUUGAUUCACUCACCAUCGUUGGGACCAAUAACAUCUCAGAGGAAAGCAUGGCUGAGCUCAAUAAGAAGGAGAAUGAGAUCAGCGUGGUCGGUGUUGGAACACAUUUAGUCACCUGCACCAAACAGCCCUCACUGGGAUGUGUGUAUAAGCUGGUGGAGGUGAGGGGGAAUCCCAGGAUGAAGAUCAGCGAGGACCCAGAGAAAAGCACCGUCCCAGGGAGGAAAUCUGUCUACAGGCUCAUAGACGCUGAGGGCCAUCCGUUCCUGGACCUGGUGAGUCUGGCUGUGGAGUCUCCUCCAGAGGCUGGAGUUCCUCUGAGCUGUUACCCUCUGGCCUGUGAUAAGUCCUCCGUCUCAGUCACUCCAGCUCAGGUCACGUGUCUGCGUCAGGAGGCGUACUCAAAGGGACAGGUCACACACCCUCCGUGCAGUGCUGCAGAAACUAGAGCAAAGGUCCAGAGCUCCCUCCAGACUCUGCACCCUCGACACAAGAAGCUGCAGAAGCCCGACUCUUACACAGUGGCGCUAUCAAAGCAGCUACACAACCUGGUCACAGAGAUUCGAAGAGGAAGUACCAACAACAGCAACUUUCUCUUAGCCAACUAAACAUCAUUCUACAAAGCUGUUUCUCUUUUUAACUUGAACCUUUUCCAAAGUGCCUCAAACACAAAGUCUGUUUGUAGUUUGUAGUGAUAAUAAUAAUAAUAAUAAUAAUAAUACAUUUUAUUUAUAAGCGCCUUUCAAGACACGCAAGGACACUGUACAACAAUCAACAUUUUAAAAACAGCGAUGGAUUAAAAAAAAAAAAAAAAAAAAAAAACAGCAUACAAUAAAGAAAUGAAAUGUGAUAACAGUGUUAACAGUGUCCGUCCCACCAUCCUGUAUCUUGUGUUCAGAGCUAAUGUCCAUACAUGAAGAGGGUUUAAAAACACAGAAAUCUACAAGGAACCCAGUGGGGUCACUCAAGAGAAAACACCUUUUCCUAACCUCAUCAUCAUGGACUUCAUUCUGCUGGAAACUCUGGUUUUUGAUGGCUCGACAAAAGACACUGCCCAACAUUUUAAACUGAUGAACAGUCAGUCACGCUCGCUAUAUCAACGAUGUGGAAAUCUAAAGAAGUUAUUAAAUGGAACCAACCUUAUUUGUUUUCUCUACUUUUGUUUGUUUUGAGUGAUUGAGAAAAAACAAGAUUGGCUGAAAACACAACAGAAUUUUAAACCGCUAAUUAUCUGUAACUGUAGUUUUAAGGGUCACAUAUUGUGCAGAAUACACUUCACCAUGUUCCUCUAACACUAACAUGUGUCCCUAGUCAGUCUACAAACCCCCCAAUGAUGAGAAAAGUCCAUCCUCUCCGUCUUUUGCCUGCCCCACUUUUCAGAAAAUGUGUGCUCAAACAGGCCGUUUGGAGAUUUUCCCUUCAUGACAUCACAAAGGGCAGUAGCCCCUCCCCCAGGUGGGUGACACUCCCACAGCUAGGUGUUUGUUCUGCCCUCUGUGUCUGCCGUCUCACCGUAAACAAUAGGACAUGGAGCGAGAAAGACCGAGUACACCCAAGGCCUUCCAGAGAGGGGGCGUGGUCAGACACAGCUCAUUUACAUUUAAAGGUACAGACACAGAAACAGCCUGUUCUGAGCAGGGCUGAAAUAGAGGAGUUUAUAGGCGUGAUCAAAUACAGGAUCAAAGUGGAUUUAGAACAAGACACUUCACACAUGUUUUAGGGAGCUCUGAGAUGUAUUUACACUGGUUGAAGAGGAGGAGGUUAUGUGACCUUUAAUACUCUAAUGUAUACUAACAACAAUCUAACCAUAAGAACGUCAUGAUUGUAAAUGCUGUAAACAAAAGGUUAACACCACUGUUGACAGGAAAAGGUGACUCUUGAAAUUGGAGAGCGAUUUUUUCCAAAUAAAAUUUAAUAAACAUGUUAAUUAGA
Molecule: messenger RNA, 3120 nt
Organism: Labrus mixtus (cuckoo wrasse)
Lineage: Eukaryota; Metazoa; Chordata; Actinopteri; Labriformes; Labridae
Gene: naprt
Product: nicotinate phosphoribosyltransferase
Exons: 13
Coding region: 132-1796 (554 amino acids)
Biological process (GO): NAD+ biosynthetic process
Molecular function (GO): nicotinate phosphoribosyltransferase activity
Source: RefSeq, a predicted model, not a curated record